This is a messenger RNA of Ochotona princeps (American pika), 505 nucleotides long. Its product is annotated as histone H2B type 1-C/E/F/G/I. The coding region runs from base 47 to 427 and encodes 126 amino acids. Gene Ontology annotation, cellular component: nucleosome. The transcript is spliced from 2 exons. Gene Ontology annotation, molecular function: protein heterodimerization activity; DNA binding; structural constituent of chromatin. The record is from RefSeq and is a predicted model, not a curated record. Lineage: Eukaryota; Metazoa; Chordata; Mammalia; Lagomorpha; Ochotonidae.
UCUGCUUCCUGUGUCUAUUGUACUUUUGGUGCAUACAGGUUUCAGAAUGCCUGAGCCAGCGAAGUCCGCUCCUGCGCCGAAGAAGGGCUCCAAGAAGGCGGUGACUAAGGCACAGAAGAAGGACGGCAAGAAGCGCAAGCGCAGCCGCAAGGAGAGCUACUCGGUCUACGUGUACAAGGUGCUCAAGCAGGUGCACCCGGACACGGGCAUCUCGUCCAAGGCCAUGGGCAUCAUGAACUCGUUUGUCAACGACAUCUUUGAGCGCAUCGCGGGCGAAGCGUCGCGCCUGGCGCACUACAACAAGCGCUCGACCAUCACGUCCCGGGAGAUCCAGACGGCCGUGCGCCUGCUGCUGCCGGGCGAGCUGGCCAAGCACGCCGUGUCCGAGGGCACCAAGGCCGUCACCAAGUACACCAGCUCCAAGUAGACUGGGCACCACAGCAGAUAAAGCUGCCGUCUGCAAGGCUGGCAUUCCAGUUCCAAGAGUCUUGGCUGUUUCACUUUC